CUUCUCUCGACCGUCUCGACGCUCACUCCUCGCCUGAGACGCGGCUGAUUUCCUUUUUCCUCUGUCGCCCCCAGGAUGCCGUUCAAGCGAUAUGUGGAGAUCGGCAGGGUCGCCCUCGUGAACUACGGGAAGGAGUAUGGAAGGCUCGUUGUUAUCGUCGACGUUAUCGAUCAGAACAGGGCUUUGGUUGAUGCUCCUGAUAUGGUGCGUGGUCAGAUUAACUUUAAGAGGCUUUCUCUUACUGAUAUAAAGAUUGACAUACCACGAGUUCCUAAGAAGAAGACCCUCAUUCAAGCCAUGGAAGCUGCUGAUGUUAAGAACAAGUGGGAGAACAGCUCGUGGGGCAGGAAGCUUAUCGUGCAGAAGAGGAGAGCUGCACUAAAUGACUUCGACAGGUUCAAGGUCAUGGUGGCCAAGAUUAAGAGAGGGCGUGCCAUCAGGCAGGAACUGGUCAAACUAAAAAGGGAGAAUGCAGCUUAACCUCUUCAGGAAUAUCUUAUGUUGUGCUAGUUGUCACCUGCUGAAUUUUUUAGAUACUAGUAUUGUACGGCACUUGAACAUUCUUCCUUGUAAGAUGCUAAGUGAGCCUAACUCAAUAAGUAAAGGACUUGAAAAAGUCUGAAAACAAAAGCUAUUGCUUAAUGCUUUACAAUACUUGGAUACACAAUACACAUUUGAGUCAAGUAUCCAAGUAUUGUAAACUAUCAAGUAAUAGUUCUCUUCCAAACUUUGUUUGAGUCCUUUGCUUGAUUUGAGUUAGGCAUACUUAGCCUCUUACAAGGCAGAACAUUUAAGUGUCACACUAAUAUUUAAAGAAUUUAGAACAUGACUUAGUGUUGUUUUUGAAAGUUGGUAGUCAAAGUUAUUGGAUUCAUUUCCUCGUUUAAAACUUGAAUUUCUUCAAAUAUUCCAAAUCACGAUUUUAGCAUUUGCUGAUAAAGAUCCUCCUGAAUAUUCGUUUGAAAAAUAGAUGGAUAUAAUCUUCCUUGCUUUACUAACAAGUAUAAUCAUUUAUGAAUUAUGACGAAUGUUUGGACAUCCAUUCCUGAUCUUAAAAUUCGAUGCAGAAAACGAUAGUAUCACAUUCGUUGCUCAAUUAGCUUUGUUUCAAAUAUUCAUUUAUUCUUCGAUUCUAAUAUCUGCAAAAUUACUGAUACUGAAACAUGUUAUUAAUUUAAAUGUUAUUGAUGCAAAUGUAUGCUUUUUUUCACUUGGACUAGGAAUUCCAUUGUCUUUUAUGUAAAAAAAGGUUAAAGAUAUUAGUAGGCCUAAAAAAAUAAAUUUAUUAUUUCUAAAAUGUAAAUUUAAAUAUUUAUUUUUGUUAAAGACCAUGAAAAAGAUAUCCCAAGCUUUUAAUAGACAUCUACAUCUAUUAUUGUUGAACUGAUAAUUUACAACGUCCAAAACAAACGAAAAUCAAUAAAAUAAUUAAGAUGUGAUUUUAGUGUUCUUGGUUGUCUGUUCUUCGUGCCCAUUUCUGUCCCCCGACAAUAGCGGCCCAUCAAGACUAUAAAUAUGCCCCUCAAUUUGUCGUAAUUUGUCAAGCCAUCUCCCCUUCUUUUUCUCCCCUUCCCAUUUCCUCCUCCUCUCGAUCUUCUGCAAGAAGAAUGACAACAGUAAGUCAGAUUUUUUCUUCUCUCUUUUUCUUCAUAGAUCUAAAGUUAAUUUGUUCGAUAAAAUCUUGCAUCUCAAUACCCUGACAUGGAAUAUGUCGAUUGUAGAAAGAAACAUAUAUAGUCGAUAGUCAUUAUGCGUUUCUUGAACUCCGACAGGACAAGGGCCGCCCUUUACCCAAGUUCGGCGAGUGGGACGUGAACAAUCCUGCUUCUGCAGAGGGAUUCACUGUGAUCUUCAACAAGGCUCGAGAUGAGAGGAAAACGAGUGCCAAGGCCCACGAAAAGAACUCGCCCAGCAAGGAGGAGAUAGCUUUUAAGCAAGGAGGGCCUUAUGCUUCCAAACCACAUGCUAAGAAAUGGUUUUGCUGCAUGGCACCGGCAGAGCAAUGAGGGAUGAAAGCUACGCAGCUCAUCAUUUGCAGAUUUGGCAGAGGCUGAGUGAAGGCAGCAUUUUAACAAAAGGCUUGAAGAAAAAUUUGGAGUACUGAAUGUUCAUACUUUUAUGUAGUUUUGUUUUUCCUUGAUUCAAUCAAUUGUUCUUAAUGAUUAAUACGUAUACAUCUAUGAAGGGGAGUAUGUGAAUUUGUAUUAA
Messenger RNA from Zingiber officinale, 2208 nucleotides. Its product is annotated as 60S ribosomal protein L14-1-like. Gene Ontology annotation, biological process: ribosomal large subunit biogenesis; translation. The coding region runs from base 76 to 480 and encodes 134 amino acids. Gene Ontology annotation, cellular component: ribosome; cytosolic large ribosomal subunit. Gene Ontology annotation, molecular function: structural constituent of ribosome; RNA binding. The transcript has 6 exons. NCBI's taxonomy places the organism in Eukaryota, Viridiplantae, Streptophyta, Magnoliopsida, Zingiberales, Zingiberaceae. The record is from RefSeq and is a predicted model, not a curated record.